Messenger RNA from Lynx canadensis (Canada lynx), 2039 nucleotides. RefSeq names its product keratin 10 (gene KRT10). Bases 1 to 1770 code for a protein of 589 amino acids. Gene Ontology annotation, molecular function: structural constituent of skin epidermis. The transcript has 8 exons. Gene Ontology annotation, cellular component: keratin filament. Lineage: Eukaryota; Metazoa; Chordata; Mammalia; Carnivora; Felidae. The record is from RefSeq and is a predicted model, not a curated record.
AUGUCUGUUCGAUACAGCUCAAGCAAGCAGUACUCUUCCUCCCGCAGUGGGGGGGGAGGAGGAGGAGGAGGAGGAGGGUCAUCCUUCAGAAUUUCAAGCAGCAAAGGCUCCAUUGGUGGAGGAUUUAGCUCAGGGGGGUUCAGUGGUGGUUCUUUUAGUCGUGGGAGCUCUGGUGGAGGCUGCUUUGGGGGCUCAUCAGGUGGCUAUGGAGGAUUAGGAGGAGGCUUUGGCGGAGGAGGCUUUGGUGGAGGCUAUGGAAGCAGCAGCUUUGGUGGGGGCUAUGGAGGAGGCAGCUUUGGAGGGGGCAGCUUUGGUGGUGGUGGCUUCAGUGGAGGCAGCUUUGGAGGCUUUGGGGGUGGAUUUGGAGGAGAUGGUGGCCUUCUCUCCGGAAAUGAAAAAGUAACCAUGCAGAAUCUGAAUGACCGCCUGGCUUCCUACUUGGACAAAGUGCGGGCUCUGGAAGAAUCAAACUAUGAGCUAGAAGGCAAAAUCAAAGAGUGGUAUGAAAAGCAUGGCGGCUUAGGCCAGAGAGAACCUCGUGACUACAGCAAAUACUACCAAACCAUCGAUGAUCUUAAAAAUCAGAUCCUCAAUCUGACAACUGAUAAUGCCAACAUCCUGCUUCAGAUCGACAAUGCCAGGCUGGCAGCUGAUGACUUCAGAUUAAAGUAUGAGAACGAGGUCACCCUGCGCCAGAGCGUGGAGGCUGACAUCAAUGGCCUGCGCAGGGUGCUGGAUGAACUGACCCUGACCAAGGCUGACUUGGAGAUGCAGAUCGAGAGCCUGACUGAAGAGCUGGCCUAUCUGAAGAAGAAUCAUGAAGAGGAAAUGAAAGACCUUCAAAAUGUGUCCACUGGUGAUGUAAAUGUAGAAAUGAAUGCUGCCCCAGGUGUCGAUCUGACUGAACUUCUGAAUAACAUGAGAAACCAGUAUGAACAACUUGCUGAACAAAACCGCAAAGACGCUGAAGCCUGGUUCAACGAAAAGAGCAAAGAACUCACUACGGAAAUCAAUAGUAACAUCGAACAAAUGUCCAGCCACAAAUCGGAGAUUACUGAAUUGAGACGCACGGUUCAAGGUCUGGAAAUCGAACUACAGUCCCAACUAGCCCUGAAACAAUCCCUGGAAGCCUCCUUGGCAGAAACAGAAGGUCGCUACUGUAUGCAGCUCUCCCAGAUUCAGGCCCAGAUCUCCUCUCUGGAGGAACAACUCCAACAGAUUCGAGCUGAAACCGAGUGCCAGAAUGCUGAGUACCAACAGCUCCUGGAUAUUAAGAUCCGACUGGAGAAUGAAAUUCAAACCUACCGCAGCCUACUAGAAGGAGAAGGAAGUUCCGGCGGCGGCGGCGGCUACGGCGGCGGGCGCGGCGGCGGAAGUUCCGGCGGCGGCUACGGCGGAAGUUCCGGCGGCGGUGGCGGCUACGGCGGCGGCUACGGCGGCGGAAGUUCCAGCGGUGGCGGCCACGGCGGUAGCGGCCACGGCGGUAGCUCCGGCGGAAGUCACGGGGGUGGUUACGGCGGCGGCAGCUCCGGCGGUGGCCACGGCGGCAGUUCCAGCGGCGGCGGCUACGGUGGCGGCAGCUCCGGCGGUCACAAGUCCUCGUCUUCUGGGUCCGUCGGGGAACCCUCUUCCAAGGGACCAAGGUCAGCAGAAACUAGCUGGGAUACUAACAAAACCAGAGUAAUCAAGACAAUUAUUGAAGAGGUGGCACCUGAUGGUAGAGUCCUUUCAUCAAUGGUUGAAUCAGAAACCAAGAAACACUACUAUUAAGCCGCAUCAAGAGGAAAGAGUCUCCCUUCACACAGACCAUUAUGUACAGGUGCAUGAAAAACAAAAGCUCCAAGAAAACACUUCAGUCUUAAUGGUCUAUGGAAAUAGGUUCACUCCUUGAAAAUAAGGUGUCUAAAAGGUGUUUUGUGGUUUCUGUAUUUCUUUUCACUUUACCAGAAAGUGUUCUUUAAUGGAAAAAAAAAAAAAAAACAACUUUCUAUUCUCAUUCACUAAUGAAUUUCAAUAAACUUUCUUACUGAUGCAAGCUA